UAUAUACAUAUAUAUAUGUGUGUGUGUGUGUGUGUGUACUGAUAUAUAUGUAUAUAGUAAAUCGCAGCACAUGCUAACAUAUAUAUUGUACACAUACCUAUGCGUCGCAUGAUUUACACAAACAUUAUUUUCGUAAUUCGUAUGUAUGUAAUUAAUUGAAACACAAGCUAUGUGCUUGCUUAUAUAUACAUAUAUGUCCAUAUAUACACUCAGAUAACAUACAGACAUGUAACGGUUAUUUCAUACACUGAAUUUCUACACUCACACACAGAUAUAUAUAUAUAUACACACACAUAUAUAUAUAAUAUGUACAGUGUGUGUUUAAAUAUACAUCUUUCAUAUGAAUUCAAACACUAGAAUUACAAACAUACCGAAAUCUACACACCCAAAUGGAUAAACAUUCACAAACGCAACACCAUGCAUUGGUAAAGCUUUAAUUAAUUUUAUACACACUGCAAAAGAUGUAUGUAUACAUGUAGGCAUAUAUAUAUGAAAUAAUGAACUUCAUACAGACACAACCCAAAGGUGUAAUAUAUACACUUUAUAAAUUUCAUUAUAUCUACACAUAACAAUAUGUAAGAACGUUCGUUUUCAUUAUAUACAUCCUCUGGAUAAUACAAAAUCUUGUUUCAAACACAUAUAUAUAUAUAUAUAUGUUACACCCAUCUACAUCAAUAUAUUCUUUUAUCCCCUACCCUUAGGGUCAAUUAAAAAGUAUUUAAUACGCCAAUAGCUUAUUAAAUACAUUCAAUCACGUGUAUAUAUAUAUAUAUAUAUAUAUAUGUGUGUGUAUAUAUAUGUAUGUAUGUAUACACACAUUCACUUUUGUAUGGAUAACAUGAAUAUAAAGUUUACGGAUGGAUGUGGAUACAUUAUAGGAAUUAUAUUACAAUACGGAGCAGGUUGAGAAAAUGAAGAAUAUGGAGUUUGGCAAAGUUCCACAUCUACGUGUGGCUGACCAGUUGAAGUGUUCCACAAGGCACCAACAAAAACAGCAGAAUUUGGAAGACCGAUGACCGACCACUUGUCCACCCUCAACUCCUGACAUAAAUUAGUGCUUAUUAAUAAUAAUAAUAAUAAUAUUACUUGAGUGCUGCCCUGAAGGGUCCAGGCUAAAGAAAUUGAUCCUUGAUCUUCAUUCAUUCCUACUUUGUCACUACCCCCAUCACUUUUUUCACCACCACCAUCACAAACAGAAAAGUACUCAGAGUACAACCCAACACCUUGAGAGGAAACUACCCCCACCUUCAAAAACUAGUUGACCCUUCCCAUAUUUGCUUACAUCUUUUCUAAUACCCCUUCUUCAAUUUUCUUCACUUCACUCAAUCGCUUUCUUUCCCUCUCACCAACAUUCCCUUUCUCAGGUUUUUAACCCCUCUAAAAUAGCCCCCUUAUGUUUGUCUCUCCCCCAAAACACAAUCCCUCACACCACUACACUCCCAGUCUGUCUUGACCCCUUGAAAUUGUCAAUCCCUCUUGAGACCCCUUAAAAUACCCACUUCACUCUACAUGUCUGACUCUCUCUCUUCCUGACCCCCCUCCACUGGUCUUGCUUGACCCAUUCAAAUUCCAACUGCAUGUCUGCCGUAUAUUUUUUUUCCUCCCCUCCCUGACGAACCACACAACAAAUAUGUUGUCACGGUUACAGCGGACGAAAGGAUAUUUCUUUGCCAUUUGUCUUCUUCUCAGUGUCAUUGUCUGCAUCUUUUCUUGGCAGCUGUUUCGACAGACGCCACACCAACCGAUACGAGAAGGGGACCGUCUUGGUACGGUUGACCGGCUCUCUAAAUCGGACACCCUUAACAUCCCAUUGACUUCCUUAGAGAAUUACCUGCGCAUCGUACACAACAAGACCCAACGAACUAUCAUGCGGAACCUGGCUCACCAGCAUCAGGAUGCUAUCCUAGCCAAAGACGCUCACAAGACAAAAACCAACACCAAAUUGAAAGAACACAUAGAAUCGGUGUCGAGUGCCGAGUCUGGCAGUAACAGUGAGAACAAACAGGGAAGCCUGCUCAAAAAUAAAUUAAUACAUCAUCUAAAUAAGUAUUCUAACACACAUGUUAAUACUAGCAAUCACAACAAUACCAACAACAACAACAACAACAACAGUAUUGAUACAAAACAUGUUAAAUCUAUUGACAAGAGUUCAAACUCCAGUUCUGUUGUCGGCAAUAAGUACAAGGACAAUGCUAACAACAAACUUCAGUUUCUUCCAAAGCAAUCCAACAAUUUAGGUUCAUCAAACAACAAUUACAGAAAUAAUAACAACGACAGCAGCUCUUUGCUAGUUUCGGCGGAGAAAUUCCGACAGUCUUUGAAUAAUUUGAAAAGCUUGAAACAGAAACUAAAUUCCCCGAGCGUUUCGUCGAAACCCUCACAACAACAAAAUCCUAACCGAUUGUCGGGUGUGUUCGUCGAAGACAUUCACAAUUUCCAUGCACCAGUGGAGCGUAAAAAAGCUCUCGCCAGCCGGAAUAAUCUCGAGGAUGCUUUAUCGAGGGCAGCGAUGGAUCCUCCUGAUCACAUUUUAACGGGUAAGUUAUGUCAAGACUGUUUGUCGUCAGGCUUCCAGUACGACCUGAACGUCGAGGACAUUUGCCACACAGACGUGCGGCUGGUGAUUCUUGUGGAGUCUCCACCAAGUAAUCAGGAGUCUCGCAACGCCAUUCGCAAGACAUGGGGUGCCAUCAGUCAAGUAAGCUCCAGCAAUGUGCGAGUGGUGUUUUUGCUGGGUAAAAGCAACAACCCACACGAAAAUACACUGGCAGAACAUGAAUAUUGGUUAAACCAAGACAUUGUACAAAUUGAUUUUGUUGAUGCAUACGCAAACCUCACGUACAAAACCCUGUCUGGCCUCCACUGGGUCAACACGUUCUGCUCAAAUGCUAAAUACGUCAUGAAAACAGAUGACGACAUGUAUGUGAACACGCCGCUCAUCACAAAGAUGUUACUAGCAUCUCCGAAAUCGAGGUUCCUCGGUGGUUAUUGUUGGGGUGUGUCCACCCCACAUCGGGACAGUAGCUCAAAGUGGUAUGUCCCCUACGAGAUGUACCCGAGUGCCACGUUCCCACCAAUGUGCUCAGGCACCGGCUACAUAAUGAGUCAGGACCUUGUUAAGAAUAUCAUCAACAUGUCACUGGUAAUUGGUUUCUUUUACUUGGAAGAUGUCUAUGUCGCCCUCUGCCUGGAAAAAUUUAACAUCUACCCGGUGAACAUUCAGGGUUUCAGCAACAUGCUGGUACCCUUCGACAGCUGUCUCUUCCGAAAUUAUGUGCUCACCUCACAUGGACACACCCCCUACGACCUACAGACAGAAUGGUCACAGGUGUUAUCCUGCUACCCCAAAGACCUUACUCCUCACCAACUUUUUAUGCCUAUCCCCUACCCUGAAGUGGAUUAAAAGGCGGGGGAAGGGAACAGCAAAGACACAAAUAAAUCAUACAACAACACGUACAACAACAAAAUUCAGUUUUCUGAGGAUUCUCUUUAAAUGUGUAAAAAAAAAAAACAAGAAACAAAGAAGGAAAAAGGAAAGCACACAGGUGUGUGCGUGUUUGUGUGUAUAAGUAAAUGUAUAAAUGUGUUUAUAAAAACA
Molecule: messenger RNA, 3598 nt
Organism: Octopus bimaculoides (California two-spot octopus)
Lineage: Eukaryota; Metazoa; Mollusca; Cephalopoda; Octopoda; Octopodidae
Biological process (GO): protein O-linked glycosylation
Cellular component (GO): Golgi membrane
Molecular function (GO): N-acetyl-beta-D-glucosaminide beta-(1,3)-galactosyltransferase activity
Source: RefSeq, a predicted model, not a curated record